GUUGCGCGUCACGGGUGGCCUGGCAGGCGGCGGUGUCGAGGCAGUCGUCCCUAGAGAGGGCUGUCGAGCCGGGGAGUCGGGACCUGCUCUUGGGGCAUGAGCCUAGAGGACGACGCCGAGGCCACGAGUAUUUCAUAGAGAUUGAUGGAAACGGAAACCAAAACUCUUCCCCUGGAGAAUGCAUCUAUCCUUUCAGAGGGUUCCCUACAGGAAGGGCACCGGUUAUGGAUUGGCAACCUGGACCCCAAAAUUACAGAAUACCACCUCCUCAAGCUACUCCAGAAAUUUGGCAAAGUAAAGCAGUUUGACUUCCUCUUCCACAAGUCAGGUGCUUUGGAAGGACAACCUCGGGGUUACUGUUUUGUUAACUUCGAAACUAAGCAGGAAGCAGAACAAGCCAUCCAGUGUCUCAAUGGCAAGCUGGCUCUAUCAAAGAAGCUGGUGGUGCGAUGGGCUCAUGCUCAAGUAAAGAGAUACGAUCAUAACAAAAACGAUAAGAUCCUUCCAAUCAGCCUUGAGCCAUCCUCAAGCACCGAGCCCACUCAGUCUAACCUCAGCGUCACUGCAAAGAUAAAAGCCAUUGAAGCAAAGCUGAAAAUGAUGGCAGAAAAUCCUGAUGCAGAAUAUCCAGCAGCACCUGUUUAUUCCUACUUUAAGCCAUCAGAUAAAAAAAGGACUGCCCCUUAUUCUAGAACAGCUUGGAAAUCUCGAAGAUGAUGGUUGUGAAUUAUUGUAGCAGCAAAAGCAAAUUGUUCUCCACACCUGAACUCCUCUGCCUUUGUACUUUGUAGAUGUGAAUGAUGUAUCCAACAAAGCACAAUCACAUGUUAGAGUUUGGUAACAUAACGUUUUUGGAUUUUCUUAUGGAUAUUUCUUCCUUGAAGUAUGUGUGGAAUUGAGCAUCAUCCAGAAUAAAUAGGAUUGUAUCCAAAAUUGUGAUUUAAACACUGGGAUGCUCUAGUUGGCUGGUUUGUUUGGCUUUGUAACUUCAGAAAUGUUAUAAAGUGUGCCAGAGAGAAAAGAAAACAUAGAAAAUGUUAUUUAAAUCAGGAAACUAAAUUUACUGAUGUCUUUCUUAAAAAAAGAAAAAUAGGUCAUUUUCCUGGGCUCUAGUGUCUUUAGAACAUAAAGGAAAAGAGACAGGGAGGGAAGUGAGAGACAGUUUUUAAAUCAUGUUGUGAACUGUUGUUCCAGAAUUUAUGAUGGAAAUCCCUCCAAAAAAGAGAAAGUUCUUGGCAAAAGGGAGCUGGUUCUUUGAGCAAAUGUGGUAAUCUGUUUUAAGAAUCAUGCUUAUCGUUUCAGAAUCCCAAUUAGGAAAAUAUGGUGUAUGUCUUGAAAUUGUUGCAUCGACAAAACUGUAAAAUCAAACUUAGCAUUUUAUACCACAACAGAAGUUCCAUUUGGAAAUCCAACUUUUACUCUAUAGUGAUCUUUUUUUUUUUUUAAUCUAAAUAAUCCUACCUUCUGUAAUACCAAAUGUUAUUAUUAAUGUGGGACUUUUAAAAUUGCACUUAUUGCAUGAGAUUGUUUUUAUAGCAUGAGAGUGUUCUAUUUGGAAUUGUAUCAUGGUCACUCUAAAUAGAAAAGCAAGAUUUCUUUGAAAACAUAAAAGUUGCUAUAUUGAUAGCUCUCAAACCUAUUAUUUCCUAAUAGAUGUAGAGGGGUCUGAAGUUGUUGUACUGUUUUGGGAGUGGUGGAUGUUGGGGCACAUGUAGUGGGCACGGAGAGUCAAUGGAGCAGGCACUACUCAGGCACAAAGAUUGUAAUGAACUCAUGAUUUAUGUCUUUCAACAGCCUUUAAAGAUUGCAUGACUUUAAAAUGAUUGUUCAUUUGUAGAACAUACUUCUUCCUAGAUAUUUUUUGCCACUUGGAACAUUCUGACAAUAUAUAAAGAGAAACUUAUCAGCAGAUUUUGAGAUGUUCUUCAGCCAGCACCAUUUUGGUCAUUUUGGUGCCAGGUUUGACAGACUGUUUCAUUGGGCCACACUAGUGUCCUUUAUCAGGUAAAUCGCUGUUACUCCUGCUGCCAUUCUGGUGAUUACAGACUGUUGACUACUGUCGUUCCUAGCUAGCAAGAGGAAGCUUUCAUAAUAGGAACUUAAGUCUUCCUAUGAUCAUAAAUGAAUUUAAGACACACUUGAACCGAAACUUCAGCAUGUCAAAGUUUCAGAAUUCAUAGAACUGGCUCAUAGAAAUUCGUUUCACUUUUCCCAAGAUAUCUUUAAAUAUCAACCACUUUAUGCAUUUAUUAGCUGUGUCUAUAGUGUAAGUAACUCUCUUUCCAUUUGGGGAAUAGUUCAGGGAGGUGGGGGUACUAUCUCCCAUUUUUCUGGUGACUUCUUGGAGUAUAGAAUUCACCAUUUUAUCCUUAAGUCCUCAAAGGUUAUGGUGGAGUAGGAUUUACUUAAUGCAAAAUAGUCUUCUAUUUUUAAUAGGAAUUUAAAAAAAAACUUCGAAUUACAUAGAGUUGUUUCCUUUAGAAACCAGAUCUAUUUAUUUGUAUUUAAAGCAGUGUUUAUUAUUUGUACCAAUUCUUAUUCCUCUGUGUGAAUAAAUGCAAGACAGUG
Molecule: messenger RNA, 2568 nt
Organism: Trichechus manatus latirostris (Florida manatee)
Lineage: Eukaryota; Metazoa; Chordata; Mammalia; Sirenia; Trichechidae
Gene: RBM18
Product: RNA binding motif protein 18
Exons: 6
Coding region: 145-717 (190 amino acids)
Molecular function (GO): RNA binding
Source: RefSeq, a predicted model, not a curated record